AUCCAGUGCAGGCAUUAACCUGCGAGCCCGUCCUUUUAAUGAGACGCUCACUGACGCCCUUUCUUCUCUCUCUUUCCGCUCAAGUCUCAUCUCCUUUUCCACUUGAUCACUUAUCACCACUCACUACUUCCCUUUUCUUUUUCUUUCUUUGUAGAUUUUAUGUUGCUCUUCUUCUUCUUCUCCUUCUUCGUUCACUUUUGACGAGUCUAACCAAGAAGUACAAAAUUAGGGUUCUUAUUUUCCGCCAACGUAAAUAUUAAAAUAAUAUUAUUCUGAUUAAGAAAAAAAAGAAAGAAAAUAGGGGAAAAUAUUGUGGGAGAGAGUGGUUGUUGACAACAUGGUUGUCGAUGAUAUGGUGAAGAGCAUCAUCGUCGGCUACGGAGGUUACUCUUCUUCUUCUCGAUUCUCCGAUGCUUAUCCCAAAAGUGCUUUUCACCUGAUUUUGGAGGAUUUAUGGAGAUGCGUGCAAUAUUAGGGUUAGAUAAUUUAAUUCUCCUAUAGCGUUUUCCUAAAAUCUCUUCCUCUCUCGCUGAGAUUGAAGAGAUACAUAAGUAUAGAAGAUAUAUUUGUGUUCGCUCUGUUUAUUUUAUUAGAUAUAUGUUCAAAUUAUUUAUUUAUUCUUAAGGAAGAAGGAAAAGAAAAGGAAAAAAAUUACAGAAUUUUUUAUUUGUUUUGUUGGAUAGGUUGGAUUUGUUGAUUUUUUUUUUUUCCAUUUUCUGUCAAUUCAAUUUUUAUAAAUCUAGGGUUUUGAUGGAGGGGAGAUAUAGUGGGGAUUGAUAUGAUGAAGGUGUUUAUGAGGUUGUUUUGUUGAAUUUGUUUUUGGGAAUGGCAAAAAUGAACACAACACCAGCAAUAGAACUCAUCAGGGAAAUGAUGAGGUAGCAUGGGCGAUUCUUCUUGUCUCGUUUCUUUGUCAAUGGAGAAUCACCACCCCUCAACGCUCUUGUCAAUGGACUCAAGUGCAUCUUCUCACGAGGAACUCGAUUUGGAGAUGAAUCGCCAAAUCAUACUCUCACGCCCGCCGGAUAUCAACCUGCCCCUCUCCGCCGAGCGCAGCCCACCCCCACCCUCUUGGAACUCUGAUCCCUGCGAUAUCUUGGAUGUCAGUCUUGGCACGCAAGGGUACGAGACCGAGAGCUUUCUUAAUGUGCCCAAAGCUGCAGCAGCCGGAAGGAAGUGUGCUAAGCGAGUCGACAGCAUAUGGGGUGCUUGGUUCUUCUUCAGUUUUUACUUUAAGCCCUCUUUGAAUGAUAAGUCUAAGGCCAAGAUUGUCAGGGAUAGCAAUGGUGUUUCAGGGUUUGACAAGUCUGAUCUCAAGCUUGAUGUCUUCAUGGUUCAGCAUGACAUGGAGAAUAUGUACAUGUGGGUGUUCAAGGAGAGGCCCGAGAAUGCACUAGGUAAAAUGCAGCUGAGGAGUUUCAUGAAUGGGCAUUCUCGCCAAGGGGAGCGCCCAUUCCCGUUCAGUGUUGACAAGGGUUUCGUGCGGUCUCACAGGAUGCAGAGGAAGCAUUAUAGAGGGCUUUCUAACCCUCAGUGUGUUCAUGGCAUUGAGCUUGUUCCAUCCCCCAAUCUGAUGGUCCUUGAUGAGGAGGAUCAGAAGAGGUGGAUGGAACUCACUGGACGAGAUUUGAACUUCACAAUCCCACCUGAAGCAAGCGAUUUCAGUUCAUGGAGGAAUCUUCCCAACACAGACUUUGAGCUUGAGAGGCCGCCUGCCCCAAUCAAGGGUGCUCCGAAUUCACACCCUAAGAAACUGCUCAAUGGAUCUGGACUGAAUUUGUCAACUCAUUUGUCUAACCACAGUAAUGGAGAUGGAUUGGACCUAUCUCCGGUCAGCAGCAAAAAGAGGAAGGACUUCUUCCCACAUGCAAAUGAUGAAGAAUGCUACUUGGCUGUUAAUCCUCCAGCUGAACGGAUUCCAGAUAUAGAGAUGCACCCCCCAAACGAGCCAAACUGGUUGAAUGACUUUACUGGGGUGAUAAAGAGUGUCUAUGGACCUGUUACUGCUGCGAAAACGAUCUAUGAAGAUGAUCAAGGCUAUUUAAUUAUCAUAAGCUUGCCCUUUGUAGAUCUUCCAAGUGUGAAAGUUUCUUGGAGGAACACUCUGACUCAUGGCAUCAUAAAGGUUUCUUGUUUGAGCACAUCGCGAAAACCGUUCAUUAAGAGGCAUGACAGGACAUUCAAGCUCACAGAUCCAUCAUCGGAGCACUGUCCUCCCGGUGAGUUCGUCCGUGAGAUCCCUCUUUCGACGAGAAUCCCUGAAGAUGCCAACAUUGAAGCAUACUAUGAUGGGCCAGGUUCAGCACUUGAGAUCAUGGUGCCAAAGCAUCGGGUAGGACCUGAAGAGCAUGAAGUCCGGGUAUGCCUACGCCCUCAUCUGGGAGGGAAUGAUCUUAUGUUAACUUGAAGAUUAGGCACUUCUAUUUAAAAGAGAAGAAAAAAAAAAAGAAAAUACUAUUAUUGUUAUUAUUAGGAAUGCUAGUAUGGUGCGUUUAUGAUUGUUUUUUCUAACUUUGUACCAUACAGUGUUUUAUCUGUAAUAGAAAAUGUGCGUCUUACAUUUUACAUAUAGCACUAGCAAUUUUUAGCUCACUGAAUGCCCUGGUUCUUUUUGUGUUCCGGUGCAUUUCUAAGCUUUUGAUUGUAAGCGAUUAUUAAUCCGAACAGAGCCGGUUCUGAUCAUUUAUAAGAAAUUAUCAAUUA
This is a messenger RNA of Arachis ipaensis, 2703 nucleotides long. Lineage: Eukaryota; Viridiplantae; Streptophyta; Magnoliopsida; Fabales; Fabaceae. The record is from RefSeq and is a predicted model, not a curated record.